AUGGAGCAGGGCGCGACCAAGCGGCUCUCGUCCGCGGCUUCGCAGAGAACAGUCCGGAGCGCAGAGAACAGUCCGUACUGCCGGCGUCCUCCGUGCGCUCGCCUAGAGCCACCUAGCGGUUCAGACGCGCUGUCCCGGCUGCGCUCAGCUUUAGCGAACACGUGGACGGGGGUGGCCAGAAGCCCGGAGCGCAGGGGCCGGGCCUUCCUGGGAAUCGACGUGACGUUCGUUCUGUCGGUAGACGCGGGGGUGAGGGGCCGGGUGUCAGAUUUAAAACGAGACUCGGCUUCUUCUCCCACGUUAGACAGAUACAAAAUAGCAAGACAAUUAACAGAGAAAGCAAUCAAGGAAAAGAAGAUUUUCUCUAUCUGUGGACACUACCCAGUGAUCCGGGCCGCUCUGCGGAGAAAGGGCUGGGUGGAAAAGAAGUUCCAGCUUCAGCCCAAGGUCAUUUCAGAUGUUGAGGAUGAAGGUGAAGAAAAUAAAUGUGUUGUAGUCAAAGAAAAUCAGGAAAUGGCUCUGGAGAAAACAGACGAUAUCCACGAUGUGAUGUCUAGGUUGGUAAAAAAUGAAAUGCCCUACUUCCUCUGGACCAUCAAAAGGGAUGUCAUUGACUAUCACAGCCUGUCCGGUGACCAGAUGCUGAACCAUUUUGGGAAGACGGCUUCCUUCACCACCAAGAUCGGGCUGUGCGUGAACAUGCGGAGCCUGCCGUGGUACGCCCAGGCCAACCCCGACUCCUUCUUCCCGCGCUGCUAUGGCCUCUGCACCGAGAGCGAGAAGCUGGAGUUCCUGGCUGACUUCCGGCGCACCAUGGCAUCCAGUAUCCUCAAGUGGGUCGUCAGCCACCAGAGCUACACCAGGAGCAAACUCAGGAACAGGCGGGAGGAUGCCGGGAACAGCGACCUGGGCAACAAGAGAGAUCCUGAGAAUGCUGAAGCUCAGCCCAGGGGCAUUUCCGAGCAGCUUGUGGACACUGCAUGUAGGGUGUGUCAGACCUACCUGGGACAGCUGGAGCAUGAGGACAUUGAUGUGUCAGAGGAAACCACGGAGGACCUCACGGAGGCUGAGUGGAAGGACCUGACCCAGCAGUACUACACCCUUGUCCAUGGUGAUGCUUUCAUCUCCAAUUCAAGACAUUACUUCUCGCAGUGCCAGGCUCUGCUGAGCAAACUCACAUCCGUGAACCCUCAGAUGGGGAUUGACGGGUUUCGGAACAUCUGGAUUAUAAAGCCUGCUGCCAAGUCCCGGGGCCGAGACAUAGUGUGCAUGGACCGCGUGGAGGACAUCCUGCAGCUGGUGGCCACAGACAAUCCUCCCUCCAAGGAGAACAAGUGGGUGGUCCAGAAGUACAUCGAGACGCCGAUGCUCAUCUAUGACACCAAGUUCGACAUCAGGCAGUGGUUCCUGGUCACAGACUGGAACCCGCUGACAAUCUGGUUCUACAAGGAGAGCUACCUGCGGUUUUCCACACAGCGCUUCUCCCUGGACAGUCUAGACAGCGCCAUCCACCUGUGCAACAACUCCAUCCAGAAGCACUUCAAGACUGACAAGGAGCGCAGCCCGCUGCUGCCGGGCCACAACAUGUGGACGAGCUCCAGGUUCCAGGAGUACCUGCAGAAGAGGGGCCACAGGGCCCUGUGGGGUAAUGUCAUCUACCCAUCCAUGAAGAGGGCCAUCACCCAUACCAUGAAGGUGGCCCAGGGCCACGUGGAGGCCCGCAAGAACAGCUUCGAACUCUAUGGGGCCGACUUCAUCCUCGGGAGGGACUUCAAGCCCUGGCUGAUCGAGAUCAACUCCAGCCCCACCAUGCACCCCUCCACGCCCGUCACAGCCCAGCUCUGCGCCCAGGUGCAGGAGGACAUCAUCAAGGUGGUGGUGGACCGCAGGCUCAACCGCAACUGUGACGUCGGCAACUUUGAGCUGCUGUGGAGACAGCCCACUGUGGAGCUGCCCCCGUUCAGCGUGUCCGACCUCUGCGUGGAAGGCGUCAGCGUCAGGAGGGCCAGGAGGCCAACGCCACCCGUGCCCGGCUCCCACCCGUCCACCUUGCUCACAGACAUGUGGCCCCCAAGAGUGCCAUGGCCCUCGGCCCUGCCAGCCUCUGCGUGCAGGCCCUCGCGAGCUGCGCUCCAGCCAGACCUGAAACCGGGGGCAGGGAGGGUCCUUCCCUUCACGCUGCCCGUGCCCUCGAAGACACUGGCUGGGAGGGGCUGUGGCGGCAACUGCCAGCAUGCGGACGACAAGGCCCCAAAGACCAGUGUCACCAAAGCCCAGUCCACCAAACUCUUGGAUGCAAACAUACUGAACGUGCACCCCCUGGCACCCGUGCCCCCCAGUGUGAAGGCAGCAGAGGGCUCCCUGUCCCAGCCGCCCAGAGCCAGGGGUUUUGAUGCACAGAAAUGA
This is a messenger RNA of Galeopterus variegatus (Sunda flying lemur), 2406 nucleotides long. It is a transcript of the gene TTLL8, whose product is annotated as tubulin tyrosine ligase-like family, member 8. Bases 1 to 2406 code for a protein of 801 amino acids. The record is from RefSeq and is a predicted model, not a curated record. Lineage: Eukaryota; Metazoa; Chordata; Mammalia; Dermoptera; Cynocephalidae. The transcript has 14 exons. Gene Ontology annotation, cellular component: cilium. Gene Ontology annotation, biological process: protein polyglycylation; cilium assembly; cilium movement. Gene Ontology annotation, molecular function: protein-glycine ligase activity, initiating.